CACCCACCGGCCCAUACACUUAAGGUACACUAGUUAUCUGGGUAACCGAACGCAACGCCAUUUGCGCUCAAUGCGGAUGCCUCCGCACCUGACCGACAACACCGGUCGAGCAAUACGCCAUGACAUGAAUUUACGCCGGGAAUUGGGAAUCUGAACUUCGCCGAUGCGCGCGCAUUAAAGCCGCCGUGCAGACCCCGGCAUUCGAGGAGCCAUGUACUGGCCGCUUGGGACGCCGCGAAUCUAUGCGACGAGCAACUCCCGCCAGACGGGCUCCCUCCACACUGUCUCCCACGAUGGCCUCCCUAGCGUCCCCAAUGCGUCCGGGCAGAGGGCCGACAAAGGUUGGCUCUCUUCUUCCCCCGACUCCGCUCAUCAAGACGCGAGCACCUCGGCAGCGCCUCCUCCCACGACAACCCCUCUUACCCCGGUGACACCGAUCACGCCCUUGACCCCUGGGAUCAAACCCGUCGAACCAGACUAUCUGGACGAGGACAGCCCCGCGCACUCGACGGGGUCUGCAGCUUCCGCCAUCCCUCUGCAUGAGCCCAUCCUCGCACUCCGUGUAGCCCGUGCGGGCCACAUCUUCGCCGUCAUUACGGCGACCUCGAUUACCAUCUGGCAGACAAAGCCAACUGUCCUCCUAGCCGUCGUUGUCCGUUCGCAGGCAUCUCUCGAGACCUACGGCACCAAUACCGACCUGCUUCUCCGGCCCGACUCUGCCAUCCUUGUCCUCCAUACGAGCCUGGGCUACCUCAUAACAUACACCCUCGCCACAGAUCCCGAGGCCCGAAUAUACCGGCCGCACUUUGCCCAUCAUACCAACGUCCAGCGGAGACGCCAGAACCACGUCGGGGACCCCGGCCACGCCGCCCCCGACCAGAUACUCUGGGGACCGGGCGAGGGAAGUGGGGUGAGGGAUGUCAGCGUUCGUUUCCGUAUGGUGAUCAAGGUCGAUGCAGGGAUCGAGAGCGCAUUGGCUCUAGAUGACGAGUUGGUUGUGGCCACGCAAAAACCCGCUGCGGUCCAGUGCAUCCGCUGGGCACCCGACAGCUCGGGUAGCCAGACAAGCACUGAACUGCUGAGCCGCAUGAGCUGGCUGGAAAAGAAGGUCACCGUCAGAGACAUGACAUAUGACAGACCAAUGAACCUCUCGACGUGGAUUACGAGCGAUGGGAGGGCAUACGCAGUGCAGCGACUGACCCCGGGACAGCAGGACGGCAGCUCGAAUGGGCCACCUGACCCCAAGAAGUUGUUCAAAGGCUAUUGCUUCCACCUACCUCAACGACAAGAGGAUUAUGCUGUUCGGUGCGUGAUCAAUGCGAGGUUCUCGCUGAUCGCAGUCGGUUGCGCGGAUGGCAGCAUUCGCGUCUACUCAGCAAGGGACUACUCUGGCAACAUUACUGCGUCUCACAUUCACAAGAUCCACGUUUCCGCGGCUGCCUCUGGGAAACUUACCACUCUCAAUUACUCGCCCGACGGCUACUGUCUCUUUGCCGGCUUCGAGAAGGGCUGGGCAACCUGGAGCGUUUUCGGGAAGCUCUCGAGCAGUACAUUUCAGGCCGACCACGCUAUUUCCUCCGCGAAUGGUGAAGAAUGGCUUUCUGGCGUGCUGGACGCUGCUUGGAUCGGUAAUUCUUGCGACCUUCUACUGGCAAGCACAGCGCAUGCGGCGGUAUGGCUUUUGGAGAUGGCACGAAGCGCGGUAACGGGGUGCUACAACCCCGCAAACCUGUUCCGGACGGUACUUCAGAGCACCUCGAGUGUCAUGAUCUAUCGGGGCUACGACAUGCCGGACCUCACAUCCAUCUCAGCCGAGCCGUCCUUAUGGCACACGAGUCGGGUCCCCGCCGUCUACCUCUGGAACCAGUGGCCAAUCAGAUGCACCGCCAUCUCUGCAGACGGCCGCUAUGUCGCCGUGGCAGGAAGGAGGGGGCUAGCUCACUACAGCGUUAACAGCGGCCGCUGGAAGACGUUUGCGAACGAAGCUCUGGAGAACGAGUUUCAAGUCAGGGGGGGGAUGUGUUGGUACCAGAAUAUCUUGGUGGCGGCGGUAGAGGCCAACAGGUCCUUUGAGCUGCGCCUAUACUCCCGCGAAUCCGCACUGGACGGCACCGUGGCGUACACGCAGAAAAUGGCGACACCGGUCGUUCUGAUUACCGCUACGGGAGAGGACUCGUUGUUGGUCUACACAUACGACAACCUCCUCUAUCAUUACGUAUUUGCUCCCGUGUCAGGCUCUAUCAAGCUGGUUGAAAUGGGCCACAUAGCUUUCCACGGGAUCGUGAGGUCGCCCGCAAGGGUGAGGGGGUUAAGCUGGAUCCUGCCAGAUCACCAGCUUCUGGAGGGAGAUCCUACCCAGGACGUAGCCCAUGCAUCCGUCUUGUUCCUCGUGGAUGGGAAGCUGGUCCUCCUACGGCCCUCAAUCAGCGAGGGCACUCUGAAGUACGACAUGCGCGUCAUCGCACAUAACGUCGAAUACUACCUCAGCAUGAGAGACCGGCCACACUCCCCGGAGCCGGCGCCGGCGCCGCAGCAGUUGACCCAAGCAGCCAACUACACGGGCGGUCGAGUUCUUGAAGAUUCCCUCUGGUUGUUCGAUGGAACCGAGUUGAAAGCGUGGACAGACAUGGAGUCCGUCAUGAAAGCAAUUUCUGGAGAAGAGUCGUCGCGAGAGCUACCACCCAUGGUUUCGGUGCCCAUCGACUUCUAUCCGCUCUCAGUCCUGCUUUCCAAGGCUAUCGUGCUCGGUGUGGAGCCGGAUCUCAUACAACGCCGCGAUAUCGGCUUCUCUUUCUUUCGGUUUUCCAUCAGGACCCACCUCUUCUUCCCCGAUAUCUUGCGGUCUUAUCUCGCCGCAAACAGAGCCACCGAAGCGUUGCAGCUAGCUCAGCAGUACGAACACCUUGAGUACUUCGCCCACGGCCUCGAGAUUCUUCUCCACCACGUUCUGGAUGAGGAGGUAGAUGCAAACCCUACUCCAGCUCCCGAGCACGCUAUUCUCCCACGCGUUCUUUCGCUCCUCUCGUCCUUCAAACAAUACCUCGACAUUGUGGUCCAGUGUACACGCAAGACGGAGGUGCGCUCUUGGCGUACGCUGUUCGCCUAUUUGCCCCCGCCCCAAGAGCUCUUUGAGGAGAGUUUGCAGCGUGGAAGUCUGAAAACGGCGGGCGGCUAUUUGCUCAUCCUUCACACCUUCGACGAGCUAUCUACAGCGAGCGAGCAGAGCGUGCGGCUACUGAGUCGCGCCAUGCACGAGGAAGACUGGGACUUGUGCAAGGAGCUUGCGCGGUUCUUGGCGGCCCUCGACGAAACCGGCGAUACGCUCAGAGAGGCGAUGGAGAUGGUGAAAGCCCGCAUGAGCCAGGGCCCCGAAAUGGACGAAGGCCCUGUCAGGGGGGGAUUUCUCGAGAUUCCUUCUGCGGCAAUCUACCCUUCCCUCGGCGGCGGUUCGGCCGGAUCCGGUCUCGGACGGACAGCAGGGAGCGAUUCGGAAGCAGAAGGGCGCUCUGCCAGCGACGCAGGCUCUUUCGUCAGCAGCCCGUAACCAGAUAUUUAAACGGCCAGGUAAGGUCGUUUGGACAUGGAGUUGGAUGAACGUGAAUAGCAAAAAAGAGGGCCUCUGGAUACAACCCAGCCAUUGUUCAUAUCAGUUGCAGACAGUAAAUGCCACGAACGGCGGGGAUCAGAAAGCGGCGCAAGUCGAUUGGAACAGGCGCGCGGGCU
Messenger RNA from Thermothelomyces thermophilus ATCC 42464, 3723 nucleotides. RefSeq lists its product as uncharacterized. Gene Ontology annotation, cellular component: cytosol; Ric1-Rgp1 guanyl-nucleotide exchange factor complex; Golgi membrane. The record is from RefSeq and is a predicted model, not a curated record. Lineage: Eukaryota; Fungi; Ascomycota; Sordariomycetes; Sordariales; Chaetomiaceae. Bases 212 to 3544 code for a protein of 1110 amino acids. Gene Ontology annotation, molecular function: protein binding. The transcript has 3 exons. Gene Ontology annotation, biological process: retrograde transport, endosome to Golgi; intracellular protein transport.